AUGAAUUCAUCAUCUCCCAUAUCGAUUAAUGAUGAUCUCAUCUUGGACAUCAUAUCGAGAUUGCCUUCAGAGUCUAUCGCAAGGUUUCGUUGCCUGUCUAAGCAAUGGGCAUCAAUGCUUAAUACUAGUCCAUAUUUCAAGGAGUUGUUCCAGACCAGAUCCUCGGCUAAGCCCCACCUCAUUUUUGCCAUAGUAGAAAAAGGUGUGUGGAGCUUCUUCUCGUUACCUCAGCUUGAGAAUCCAUAUGAGCAAUCGAAUCUUGUAGCAGCUGCCGAUUUUCAUGUGAAGUUCUCUCAUGACGAUCUACAGACCAAUCAUAGUGAUGACAUAAGAAAUUUUUCAUAUAGCUACGCUUCUGGCUUGUUCUUUUUGCAUGGUUGUGGAGGCCAGGAUAGAGCUCUGACUAGUAACCCCAUCACAGGACGGUAUGCGAUCUUACCUUAUACUUACAAAAAUCUGCUUUGCUGUUACGGGUUUGACCCGAUUGACAAGCAAUACAAGGCAUUGCGGAUGGCUUCUCCAUUUGAUCAUGAAACUCUUACAAUUGGAGAUGGAGAUAUGAAGUGGAGAAAGGUAAAAUGUUCCUUGCCACAUGCGAUUAUGAGUGAAGGGAUAUGCAUCAAUGGGGUUUUGUAUUACAUCGGUUACACGGCGUCUACAUGGAUAAUAGUUUGCUUUGAUCUUAGAUCUGAGAAAUUCACCUUUAUUGGCGUAGAAUCGUUGGGUAAAUUGAUAAACUACAAGGGAAAAUUAGCUCUGAUUCAUAUGGGGAAUGAAUAUGCUGCCACUAAGGAGUUGCAUAUGUGGGUUCUAGAUGAUAUUGAGAAAAACGAAUGGAGAAUGUGA
This is a messenger RNA of Camelina sativa (false flax), 846 nucleotides long. The record is from RefSeq and is a predicted model, not a curated record. NCBI's taxonomy places the organism in Eukaryota, Viridiplantae, Streptophyta, Magnoliopsida, Brassicales, Brassicaceae.